CAAUUUAUUUUCGAGUUGUUGCGUCUGCUGAAUGCGUUCGUCUUGUAUUUCAUUGUUUAUUGACAACAACUGGUAUUUCUCAAUUUUCUGACAAGCCAAACGAGUUUAAUUAUUAACUCACGGGUCGUUACACGCGGCUUGGCGCGGUUAAUACCGCUUGAAGGGCUGGAAGGACAGUUUUAACAUUUGUGGUCCGUUUUAACGCUCACACCCAGCAGUGUUUAGAUUAAAACACGACGAAGGCAUGAGUGAAGCGUUCAAACAGCCUAAAGGAUGAAUCGCGUACAAGUGGAUUUUAAAGGGUUGCCAGCCCACAUCUUGGAGAACAGUGUUAGAGCAGAAACCCUUCAAAACCUCAGGUCAUCUGACAAUGUCCUUACUCCACUGACAUUCCCAAAGUCUAAAGUCUCUCUCUGGGAUCCAUCUCCCAGUGGUGAUGUUGUCAGUCUGCAUUUCUCAUAUUACAGGAAUCCGAGACUGUUACUUGUGGAAAAAGCAUUGCGUUUAGCUCACCGGCAUGCUAGACAGACAAACAAGCCUCGGUUUUUCUGUUUCCUGCUCGGGACGCUGGCAGUAGACAGUGACGAGGAAUGUGUGACGAUAACCCUAGAUCGUUUUGAUCCGGGCAGAGAGCAGACGGGAUGUCCUGGGAAAGCUCCAACUGCCCUUCUCCCCGGAGACAUCCUUGUGCCAUGUGUAUUUGAAGCACAGCAUGCUACUGGCAGCACAGUGCACUCGAGGGAGGAUUUGAACAUCUCGUUUAAGAUGCUUCAACAUUGCUGCUGCAGUAAAGAGAUUCUGGAGUUGUCCAAACUCCUCACCUUGCGAGCUCGUCUCAGCUGCUCUGAGAACAUGGACAGACUCACCUUUGACCUGUCCUGGGCGGCUGUCACUUUGGCCUGCAUGCUCGAUGCCGUCCCUGUCCGGGCAGUGCCCGUCAUCCCAACCGCACUGGCCAGGAACCUCAGCAGCCCUGCAGGUGUGACCCAAAACAGCAGGAAACGUGGGUUUCUUACCAUGGAUCAGACCAGGAAACUUCUCCUCAUACUUGAAUCGGAUCCCAAGGCUUACACUCUCCCGCUAGUAGGAAUAUGGUUGAGUGGUGUUACACACAUUUAUAAUCCCAUUGUGUGGGCGUGGUGUCUGAGGUACCUGCACAGCUCCGCCCUCCAAGACAGAGUGAUGUCGGAGGGAGGUGCUUUCCUGGUGGUUCUGUAUUCCCUGACUCACCGGGAUCCCGAGUUCUACCAGUGUAAGCCAUGUGUCGGACAGCAACAAAUGAGUUUUCAGCUGCUCACCAGCACAGAGUCAUUCACGCUUUACAAGAAUGUAGAGCCUUCAGAAGGACGUCCUCUACAAUUUGAGCUCAGUGCUGAGAACCAAAAUCAGGAAACUGUGCUGUUUGAGGAAGUGCUCUCCCAGACUGUUUUAACAGGGACAACUUUUGCAGCAUCUUCAGCUGCUCCACAGAAUAAAUUGUCUAUCAGUGAUCAUGACUCCGGUGUAGAAGAUGAAGACCUCUCUCCUCGGCCGUCUCCAAACCCUCAUCCUGUCAGUCAGCAGACUAGACGUGUUCAUCCUUCAGUACCAGAACUCUCUAUGGUAUUAGAUGGCAGCUUUUUGGAUGGGAGUGUUGUUAAUACACAAGACUCGACUCCUGUUUCUCAUAGCCUUUCGAAUGUCCAGCGGAGAAGCAUUAGCCCUGCCCACCAGGUCCUCUCAGUGUUGAGACCUCCAGAACAGGGUAGCGUCCCUGGACUUCCUCCAAUCCGUAGACCACUAACUCCCAUCCUCUCUCAGCCGAAAAACAAACUACAUCCAAAUCCGGCACAACAGACACCACAACCCAAUGUGAAUCGUAAAUCCUUGCCCUCAAUGAGAAGAUCAAGAGAAGGCUCGUCAGCAUCAUCUGCAUCAUCGUCUUCAUCCUCUUCCUCAAGGAACGCUGCUUCGCCCAAUGGCUCUUUUCAUCAACAAAGGCAGUGUUCUUCCCAAGGUUUCCUGACCAAACCCCAGCCGAUUUAUUCCGGACCCCCAACAUCAGCUCACAGCAGUGCCAGAAAGAGUUCAGCAAUGCCUAGCCAGACCCCCAUUCAUCAUCCGUCUCAACACAGGCUCUUCCAUAGCACCCCAGCUGCCAACCCUUGCAGCUGCUGCACCAACCAACCCAGCCACGUCCCCUUGUAUCAAAACAACACCUGGCAAGGGACACCAUGCGUCCCCACAGUCAACACCAACAAAGGUUUUGUUGAGCAAGUCCUGUCCUGUCAAACCCAGUGCUGCCAAGUCCAGUCUAGCCAGGUAGCAUGCUUAGACACCCCCAUGGGUCUCCUUCCUGCUGAUGCUUACAGGAUGCUUAUGGAUCAAGAGCGUCAGUUGAAGCUGCUUCAACUCCAGAUUCAGAAACUACUUGAGUCUCAGAGCAAAACACCUCCGGUAUCAUCUGCAGAACAUGACACUCAGCAGGAAAGAGACAAUCAGACACCCACAUCUCCACCGAAACGAACGAGUGUCAGUGUUGCUGUAGGAACAGGGGCUAGCUUGUUUUGGAACACCUCUCAGGAGGCCUCCACACAUGAGGCCCCAAAUCUGGAUUGGCAAACUGAGAUAGAGCCAAAGUCUGGAGGUCAAAAUGACAGUAUAGUCACUUCCAGACUCGGAUCCGAAAAUGCAUGUCAUUACACCGAAGAGCGCAGUCCAGGAUCUCCUCUACAUCCAACAUCUCCAAAACCCAACAUGUCAUCUUUCGGAGCUCAUUCGUUUCAGAGUCCAGUGUUGGGAGAGAGUGCUAGCAUGUAUUAUAACUCUCAGUCACAGAGUAACGAUCUGUCUGAAAACCGAGAAAUUGACAACCCAAGAUUUUACCAUGAACUACUGGGUCGGGUGCAAAGUCGUCUACAAGACUCCGCAAUUGUGGAAGAAAAGGUAGAGCAAGACCAACAGAGUGUCCCAAACAGACGAAGUCUGUCCCCUGUAGGCCUUCAAUCUAAGAAAUCACUGACAUCUUCCAUACCCCAAACUCAAAAAACGAAGCACAGAUCCAGUCCUACAUAUCAGGACCGUGUCUUAAGUGCAACAUUAAGACAGCUCCAACAGUUCGGGGUGAACAUAAACAUAGACUCUGCCCAGGGAAAGACGACACGUGCAACUGUGGAAAGUGCCAGUACCCUUGCCUGCAUUAACCCAGAGGCGGUGAUUCCAAGACUAGCUCUUUCUGAACCAGUGGGGACCAGCAUUUGGGUACCAAGCGGCAGUGUAGACCUUAGCCUUGAGGCCAAUGCCAUUGCACUUAAGUACUUAAGCGACUCGCAACUGUCAAGACUCUCAUUGGGCGGUCAAUCCUCAGGUCCAUGUCCAGACCCUAGCGCAAUGCUCUUGAGAAGACUCGCUGCAGAAAAGAGCAGCGUUGGACUCAGUAUACUGUCCCCCAGCAAUAUGUCUCUAGCUACCUGUAAGUACAUGAAGAAAUACGGACUGAUUGAAGGAGAAAACAGCAGUGAAGACGAGGAAGAGGACACCGUCCUGGUAGACUCAGCUCUCGGGUGUUCUGUACAGCAUGAAACGUCCAAGUAUGUGAGCGUUAAGCAAGACCGUGAAGACCAGAGUGCUGCGGUUCUCAAAAACAUUACAAACAAGCCAGUCGCCAAUCUCCACAUGUCUCCCAUUGACUCUCAAGAGCAGUUAAUCCUAGACUUGCGGCCCAAAAUGCAGCUGCUUAUGUGUGGCGGGACAAACCCAGAGAAGGAGAAUGACGCAAAGAAAGGUCUGACUCAACGUAGGUCCUCGCUAACUGAAAACCAGAGGACGCAGGCAGUCACGGAGCCUGAAGGGUCAGUGGGAAAUUUUCUGGAUCUGAGUAGGUUACGCCAGCUCCCCAAGCUCUUCUAAAAUGCAUCAUGGGGGUUUUCCAGACAGAUCCCUUUAACACACCAACAACUCGUCAAGAAAUGUCAGUUUGUUUUAAACCCAUCCUCGAAGAUUUAUCUUCCAUUGUUCGUUUACAUAGUAUAACACGAUUUUAUUUUUAAAAGUGUACAGACUCUUUUCAUCGAAAGCUUUUAAGUGUUUUGUUGUCUGUAACUUUUCAUCUUGUCACCUUAACGUUAUUUCCUUUCAUAUACAGGCUUAAAAGUUUUUACAUGUUUACCUGAUGACUCCUUAUGUGUCAUGUACAGUAUGAGUAAAGUGCCUUGUAUGAAGUGACUCACUUAAGGCAGUAUUGUUUACUAAUUUUAACUUUCCAAAUUUUGUCUUGUUUGUGCUAUUACUUGACUGUUGAUUUUUACCUCAAAUUGACAUGAACAGUUUCAGUGGGAGAAUUACUGUUUGAGUUUUUAUCCUUUUGUGUUUUGUAUGUUCUUUUUAGAUGACUUUAUGUAC
Sinocyclocheilus rhinocerous is the source of this 4380-nucleotide messenger RNA. Its product is annotated as SCL-interrupting locus protein homolog. Lineage: Eukaryota; Metazoa; Chordata; Actinopteri; Cypriniformes; Cyprinidae. Gene Ontology annotation, biological process: smoothened signaling pathway; microtubule organizing center organization; protein localization to centrosome. The transcript is spliced from 17 exons. Gene Ontology annotation, cellular component: microtubule organizing center. The record is from RefSeq and is a predicted model, not a curated record. Bases 274 to 3888 code for a protein of 1204 amino acids.